UAUACAAUGAUACGCGUAAAUUUUUUUGGAAAGUUCAUAAAAACAUUCGAAUUCAUUGUUGUUAAACAAGAGUAUGUGUUAAAAAGAUGGACUCACAAUUCGCCGACGAAAGGCUACAGUUACAUACACAAUGUUGGCAAAAUACCGUUUAUGUACAAUACGAUUGGGGAUCUAGUCAAAUGGGCUGCAGAUAAGCAUCCCAAUCGAAAUGCGGUUAUAUUUCGAGAAGAAAAUGAAAAACUCACUUUUCGAGAGUUUGAUGAUAUUACGAAUAAAUGGGCAGCUGGCUUGUUGUCAAUUGGAUUUAAAAAGGGUGAUAAAUUGGCAAUUUGGGGCCCAAAUACAUUAGAUUGGUAUAUUUCGUUUUUAGGUGCAGCUAAAAUUGGAGUUAUUUCUGUAUGUGUUAAUCCCGUGUAUCAGUUACCUGAAUUAGAAUAUGCUUUAAAAAAGUCACAAGUGUCUGGAAUAAUAACCAUUGAAUCUUACAAAAAACAAAACUAUUUUCAAAUAUUAAAACAAUUAUGUCCAGAAAUUAAUAAUUCAAAUGCUGAUCAAUUACAUUGUGCAAAUGUUAAAAAUUUACAAAAAAUUAUUGUAUCCACAGAAAAUAAUUUACCAGGAAUUUAUCGCUGGAAAGACAUUUUGGAAUUGGGUAAUACUUAUAACAAGGAAUUAUUGGAAGAAUCAAAAAGAAAAAUUAAACCUAGUGACGAGUUAUGCAUGCAAUUCACUUCAGGAACCACUGGAAGUCCAAAAGUAGCAUUAUUUUCACACUUUAAUUAUGUGAAUAAUUCAUUUUAUGCAGCUCAACGUUUUCAAUUUUUCGAUGAGCAACAUAUAAUUUGUGUACAAACACCAUUUUUCCACGCGUAUGCAACAGUUGUUGGAAUGCUUCCUGCAUUGCAUACAUGUUCAACACUCGUAGUGCCAGCAAAAAUAUACACACCGUUAAAAACCUUAGAAGCAAUUGAAAAAGAAAAAUGUACCUUUGUUAAUGGAACACCAACAAUGUACAUUGAUUUAGUUAAUUUGCAAAAAGAGCACAAACUUAAUUUAAAUUCAUUGAAGGUAGCACUGAGCGCUGCAGCACCUUGUUCACCAAUUUUAUUCCAUGAUAUGAAAAGUGUAUUAAAAGCAAAAGUUGUCAAGUCAGCGUACGGUAUGACAGAAUCUUCAGCAGUAUUGUUCCAAUCACUACCAGAAGAAUCGGAACAUUAUGCAACAGAAACAGUGGGACAUCUUCAAGAUCAUUUAGAAGCUAAGGUGGUUGAUGAAAAUGGAGAUUUAGUACCAUUUGGGACCCCCGGUGAAUUACAUGUUCGAGGUUACAACAUUAUGUUAGAAUAUUUCGAUGAUAUCGAGAAGACGCAAGAAACAAAAACUAAAGACGGAUGGUUGUGUACAGGGGAUCAAUUUGUUUUACAUGAAAAUGGAUAUGGACAAAUUGUUGGACGUUUAAAAGAUAUGAUCAUUAGAGGCGGUGAAAAUAUAUUUCCAAAGGAAAUUGAAGAUUUUUUAAACACGCAUCCAAAUAUUAUCGAGAGCCAAGUUUUUGGUAUAAAUGAUGAACGAUUGGGUGAAGAAGUUGCCGUUGGUUUACGUAUUGUACCUGGAAGUAGUUUCUCUUAUAAUGAUUUGAAUGAAUUUUGUUCGAACAACAUUGCUAAAUACAAAAUUCCUAAAUAUAUUGCAAUUGUCAAUGAAUUUCCGCAAACAGCAUCAGGGAAAGUUCAGAAAUUUAAACUAAAAGAAUUUUACGAAAAUAAUCACGAUAAAUUUUUAUAAGAAAUUAAAUUGUAACACAAUUAUUAUAACUCGUAUUAUAAGUACUUAUUGUAAC
Chrysoperla carnea is the source of this 1840-nucleotide messenger RNA. RefSeq names its product medium-chain acyl-CoA ligase ACSF2, mitochondrial-like. Gene Ontology annotation, biological process: fatty acid metabolic process. The record is from RefSeq and is a predicted model, not a curated record. The transcript is spliced from 10 exons. The coding region runs from base 7 to 1785 and encodes 592 amino acids. Gene Ontology annotation, molecular function: medium-chain fatty acid-CoA ligase activity. Lineage: Eukaryota; Metazoa; Arthropoda; Insecta; Neuroptera; Chrysopidae.